Molecule: messenger RNA, 1877 nt
Organism: Salvelinus sp. IW2-2015
Lineage: Eukaryota; Metazoa; Chordata; Actinopteri; Salmoniformes; Salmonidae
Gene: drc2
Product: coiled-coil domain containing 65
Biological process (GO): regulation of cilium movement; axonemal dynein complex assembly; cilium-dependent cell motility
Cellular component (GO): axonemal dynein complex; axoneme
Source: RefSeq, a predicted model, not a curated record
GGGUGGGUUUAACUCCUAGAAUGUUGCUAGGAGACCAAACACAAACUCAUUUUGUGGAGAUCCCGCUAUCAUAUCUCUAGAAUUCACACAGUCUUGGCUUCCCAUUCUGAAUGAAGAGAGCGAAGUGGGCCGAGUGACACCAAAACAGCACCCCAGGAAGAGCUUGAGAGAGGAACCAUGCCAAAGAAGGGUGCAAAAAAGGGGGGAGCAGGGAAGCAGGCAGGGAUGACGGAGGAAGAGAGACUCUUGUACAUGCAGCAGAGGGCCCAGGCAGAGGACGAGAUGGCCAAAAGGAAGGAAGACAUGCUAACUCAAUUUCUCAAGGAUAAGCUGCAGAAGGAGGAGCGCAACAGUGCAGUGAACCUGCACAAGUUGACRCAGCAGUGGCGAGCAGUUCUCCGCCAGACACGGGCAGCUGAACUGCGCAGUGACAUUGCUGUGCUCAGCCAGACCUUUGAGAGGGUGCUGGACCGGAAGGACAGUGUCAUCAAGUGUUUGGUGUGUGACCUGAGUGAGGCAGAGCAGCAGUCAGCCCAGGCCCUGCGCUCUCACCUGGAGUGUGUGGACUGUCUGCUGGCCCUGCAGAAGGGUAGGCUGGCAUCCCUGGAGCAGCAGUGGAACAGCGGCCUGGAGGGACUGAGCUACGAAUUCAAUUCUGAGAGGGAGCAGAUCCUGUCCCAGCACCAGCAGGAGUGUGCUUACCUGGAGGAUGUGACCUUUGCCAUGGAGCAGUUCUACAUGGAGGUAGACGGGGAKGCUCGCCAGGACUACCAGAGCACCAGGGACGACAUCAAGAACAGGAACAUAGAGGAGAAACAUGCGUUGAGGAUCCAGUUAGAGGGGACGGUGGAGGGCCUGUGGCGUCAGUUCCAACAGGCCCUACGCAACUACAAUGAGGCUACAGAGGACCGUCACAUCGCCUUUGAGUCGUUGAGGACCCGCGACCAGCGCAGUGCCCAGGAGAUCGACACGCAGAUGAGGAGGCUGCAGAAGAUGCAGGACUCCAUCUCUGCUCUGCGCUCUAGGCUGAACUCCAGCCAGAAGGAGAGUGAGGGGGCAGCACGGGGCCUGAGGGCGGCCAGGGAGGAGGUGACCCUGCAGGCUCGCCAGCUCAAGGCCCAGCUGAGCCGUGCCCGCGCAGCCGAGAGGAACCAGCUCACCAACCUCACCGUGCACAGCAACGCCGCUGCCAAGAACCUACAGGGCAUCAUCACUAAGGGGGAGAGGCUGCUGCGUCUGGCUGAGAUGUGUCGUAAACUGGAGACAGAACAUGAGAAAGUCCUGCCCUUCUACAUCUCAUCUCUCACUGCUGAGGAAGAGAGCCAGGAGAGAGCUAAUGCUAUGGAGCCUCCAUCUGAGGAGCUGGCACAGGCCAUGCUGGACUACCUGGUUCUGGAGCGGUUCUGGCAGCGUUAUAACAAGGUUCUGCUGGAGCGGCUGUGUUUGGAACGGGAGAGAGGAGCUCUGACCCAGGAGAAUCAGCAACUGCGGAUCUUACUGCGCCAGUACCUGGAUGGCAUCUCUGUUAGCGACGAGAUCCUCCGCCAUCGCAACCCCCUGCUGAUGGUGUCACAGCCCACCCUCGCCGUUCAACCCACUGCUGACGCCCAACGCAAGCGCCACACUGUCAUUGAGGCAGCACAUGUUGUGCAGCGCACGCUGUAGACACAAUAACAGGCUCAGAUCACACACCAUCACUCCUAGAUUAACUUCAAAAGGGGUUUAAGUUGUACACUGACUAGGAGUAAAUAACUUCAAACUGCCAGAAUGCACUCCUUCUGACAGAACUCAAUUCCUUAUUCUAUUUGUGUGUAACUUCUUUCUACCAGGUGUCUUACAAUAUCCAUCAAAUAAAAGAGGACUAUUCCAUCUGAUAA